ACCGCUAUCGAUAUCACGAUCACCACGACAACAGGACGCUGCUAGCUGCUCGACCUCCCGAUCCCGUCAAGCUAAUCAAGGUCAAAUUACCCCCUUUUCUUCAAGAGAAUAGGAUGGAAUUUCUGUAUAAGACAAAUACAUCCAUCAUUCUUUAACUGCUUCAUAAGAAAAAAAAGGAAAAGAAAAAUGGAGCAUGCACUGACGAAGCAGAGCACCCUUCCUGCAGAGCCUUUACCAGGAACAAAGAGCUUACGCUCAGGUAGCAUAGGUAGCCUUGGAACAGAACUCACUGCCGGUACUAAGAGCUUACACAUCUUAGAUGAUGCUGAGCGAAAAGAUAAGGAAGAGCAGGAACUGAAUGAGAAAGUGGAAGCACUCUUACUAGACAAAGUUAAGAAAGGAGAUCCAGUCGCCACCUUUCAGCUUGCUCAAUUCUACUUUGAACAGGAAAGAUACAAAGAGGCUAAGAAGUACUUCUAUGACAUUAGAGAGAAUGAUCUACAGGCGCAAUACCAGCUGGGCAUCAUUUACUUUGAUGGAAUUGGAACGGAGAAAGACAUGAAAAGGGGUUUUGAGUACAUGAAGGAUGUGGCAGACUCGGAUGCUAAAUGGGCUCAGCAUCUGUUACCAUUUGCUCAGUACAACAUAGGACGUGCGUAUUUUGAGGGUUGUGGUGUCAAGCAAUCAGACCGUGAAGCAGAGAGGUAUUGGAUCCUAGCAGCAGACGAUGGGAAUCCUAAAGCAAGUAUCAAGGCUCAAACAGCUCUAGGAAUGCUUUACUGCAGAGAUGACACAAGAGAUCUUAAAAAGGCUUUCUUCUGGCAUUCUGAAGCGACUGGAAACGGGAGUCUAGAAUCACAAGGAGCUCUUGGGAUUCUGUAUGCCACAGGUCAGGGUUGUAAGAAGGACGUAGACUCUGCAUUUGAGUGUUUGAAGGAAUCUUCCGAACGAGGGAACGUGUAUUCCAUGGGUCAUUUAGUGGCUCACUAUUACUCUACCAAGCUCUAUACCAAGGCUGCAGAACUAGCUGCAAGAUUGUCCCAGGUUGAUAACUUUGAGGAGCUCAGUAAAGCUACAGACUGUCUACCGGUAUUCGUUGCUAAAGGCGUGGCCAUGGCAUGUUUCUACUACGCUAGGUGUCUUCAUCUAGGUCAUGGGGUCAAGAAAGACAAAGACCUUGCACAACAUUACUACUCUAGAGCUUAUCAGUUUGAUGGAGCAACCACUCAGAGGCUACAGAACAUGGUUACACAUGGACAAAUAUAAACACAAUUGGUAUAUUAUCAUCUUGAUCAAAGAUAUACAUUUUCAAUGCCUUUAUAGUUACGGAUUGAGCACAGAAGCAUGAACAAAUGUUCUAAAGAUCAAAUCAAUAAAACGAACAAAGCAAUAAUGCUAUCAAGUUGUAUAUUAAGUGUACCUCAUUACUGCCAUAUAAUAAUGCCUCAUGUAGUGAAAAGGACUGGUUCUUUGAAACAUUUAAAAUGAAAUGAUGUUGAAUUAGGUCCAAAGUCACAUUCAAACAAAUGACAAUGAAAAUCUAUACUGAGUGAAGUGUGUCUCACAAAAGAAUAUAUUUAUGUGAUUUAGGCAUGUUUUACUUUUUAUUUUCUCAAUUUUUGUCUAACAGACAUAGAAAGCAAGAUACAUGUAUCAUAAGAACAUAUUCUUUUUCAUAAGAAAUACUGUUAGUUAUUUUGAUUCAAACUGACCUUUAUAUUUUCUUAACAACUUGAGAAGAUUUGUAGAAUUAAAAUACAAGAGGCGUUCAAUAAUGUUCAAUAGCAUUUGUAAUAUCUUUCCAUCAAAACAUAGAACCUACCUUAUAAAAUAUUAAUUUGUAUGAUUUAUUGUCCUUUGCUCAAGUUGACUGUAAAUAUUAUAUAUUUAUUAUUCCCAGGGCAUUAUGUCAUCUGCUUAAAGAAGGCUAUAAUGGUCAAUUGUGAUUUAAGCUUCAUUUUCAUUUGACAAAGAGUGUUAAGCUCUUUCUAGUCAUGAACACAGCAAAGCAGACUUCAAAAUUUUGUGGGAUUGUUAACUUUACUUUCCUUUACUCCUACUAGUGUGAUGAAAUGUGCAAAGCUUUAGUUCCAUGGUGUCUUAUUCAGUCUAAUAGGCUUCUUGUCUCACUGGCUUUCCACCUGCUUGUAGAAAUCUUCUUAUUCUGUAUAGUCUCUUGAACGCACUAGCCUUUCUAUAUAUCUAAAUUAUAUUGGGAUAUACAUUGAAGUAAAAGUGUUGUAUAUAGAAACAUUGUUAUAAACUACAUGUAUAAUGUGCCUUUGACUUUAAUUUCACACUCGUACACUACCAAAGUACAUGCCAGUAGGCUGUGAACAAAAUGUGCCUUUCAGAGUUUCUUCUGUAGUGCCUUGAUUUAUGAUUGUAUUAUUUUUUCACACUUUCUCCAAAUUAUCCUUUUUAUGGAUAUGUUUACUAUGUAUUUGGACUGUCAAAUUUCUACUGAAUUCUUCAAAUUGUACAUAGAUUUAUUAUUUAAAAAGAUACUUCAAUAUGAAUAUGUUGUUUUAAGAAUGCAAUAAUGUUGAGUUUAUUAAAGUGAAGUUGACAAAUAUGAACAAUGAAGGGAGUUAAAUAUUAUUUCUUACAGAGGUAAAAAAAGAGUCUAUUAAAAUAAUGACUGAAUUGAUUCUGAUGAAUGUAAUCAACAGGGAAAUGGUCUAAUAAGGUAUAGCCAUUACAAUUUAGAGUACUUCAGAUGUACUGAAAAAUUGAAUAGACUAUUUAAUCCAAAUUAUUUUUUUAAUUGAAUGAGUACAUCGUUCAAAUGUAUCUAUAUAUUGUUCAGCAUAAAAAGAUCUUGAUAACAUUUAAA
Messenger RNA from Strongylocentrotus purpuratus (purple sea urchin), 2836 nucleotides. RefSeq names its product LRP2-binding protein (gene lrp2bp). The record is from RefSeq and is a predicted model, not a curated record. Gene Ontology annotation, molecular function: protein binding. The transcript is spliced from 8 exons. NCBI's taxonomy places the organism in Eukaryota, Metazoa, Echinodermata, Echinoidea, Camarodonta, Strongylocentrotidae. The coding region runs from base 187 to 1266 and encodes 359 amino acids.